Planococcus citri (citrus mealybug) is the source of this 2802-nucleotide messenger RNA. RefSeq names its product Exocyst complex component Sec10 (gene Sec10). Bases 196 to 2349 code for a protein of 717 amino acids. Gene Ontology annotation, cellular component: exocyst; cytoplasm. The record is from RefSeq and is a predicted model, not a curated record. The transcript has 17 exons. NCBI's taxonomy places the organism in Eukaryota, Metazoa, Arthropoda, Insecta, Hemiptera, Pseudococcidae. Gene Ontology annotation, biological process: exocytosis; Golgi to plasma membrane transport.
UUGGUGUUGUUGUUGUUUUGAGUUUGAAAAAAAAUUGAUAAGAUGCGAAAAAAUUUUGGAAAAAGGAAAUCGAAGGGUGGUUUUGAAUUCUUUAGCGAUUUAUAUAAAAAAGUGUGGUUUUGAAUUGUUUUUAUAAUUGUUGAAGACGCAUUCUCUAUUUUUUCAUGAACUCCGGUCUGAAUAAACUGCAGCAAAAUGAUGCAACAGUACAUGAAAGAAUUAGAACAGAAACCAUUUGAUCCCGAAACAUUUGUCGAAAGAUUGGCUUGGAAAAUUUUAGAAAACACCAAAGAAAAAGGAAACUAUAAUUUCAACGCCGAUGUAAUGAAAGAUGCCUUUACCCAAUGCAUUAAAGACCUGGAGUUUUUGCAACAAAAGCAGAAGAAGAAGUGCGAUGAAAUCAAGAAUUCCUGCAAAUCUGAAGAAAAGUUGCUAUGGCAAGAUCUAUCUAAACAGCUGCAAUGUAAUAAAGAAUGUAUGAAUUCAUUCUAUCAAUUGGAUGAAAAAAUAAACUCUGUAGCUGUCAAAGUGAUGCACCUUGGAGGCCAACUAGAAGCUGUGAAUAUUCCACGUUCUCGUGCCGUUGAAGCGCAGAAAUUGAUGAAUUACUUCUCGGAAUUUUUAACUCACGGACCUGCUAAUAUUGAAUUAUUUUCCGAUACUAACAAGCUGUUUGAAGCAGCUGAUGUGAUUAGGAAAUUGUAUUUCAUCGCUCAAGAACUUCCGGGUAGCAGAUUUGAAGAAGCUAAGAAGAAAAUCGAACAAAAAUACGAUGAAAUUGAGCGUGCGCUGAUAGAGCAAUUCGUGCAAGCUCAUAAUACUAAUUCUUUUCAAAAAAUGAAAGAAAUAGCGUCAAUUCUGUCUUUCUUCAAAGGGUAUUCUCAGUGUGUUGAUGCUUUUAUUGAACAAAGCCAAAAAGGUGUUUUAUCAGGUCGAGAUGUAUUUAAUGAGGUGAUUCCUGCGUGCGAAAAAAAUUUCCAAACAAUCGCCUGCGUAUUUAAUAAUCCUGAGCAAAUCAAUGCGAAGUUUGUUUUGAAUAUUUAUCAUUUGAAACUACAGCAACAUAUAAAAACGAUUUUAUCGGAUUCUUUGAAAGACAAUGAUAAAUAUUUGAAGAAUUUGAUGGAUCUCUACAGCAAAUUACAACAACUGUCAGUAAAUUUAUCGAAGUACAAUCUAGGAAACGAUCCCACUUACUUGCAGAAGUUAACGAAAAAUAUUUUCCAAAAAAAUCUUGACACGUAUAUUGCGAUCGAAUUGAAAAAUCUGAAGGAAAAAUGUCAUCGAGUACUGCAGAAAUAUUACGAAUCCAAAGGUCACCAAAAGAAACAAAUCACUGCUAGCAGUUUUCAAGAAUUAAGACGAGAUAUUCAAGCGGUAAUUGGAACUCGAGCAAACAUAAAUAUUGCUCAGAUCGAAGAUUACGGAGGAGAAAUAUUUUUAUCAGAAGAGAUCACUGUUUAUGUCCUGCAAGAGUCCAAAGAAGCGUUCAAAAGAUGCCAAUUGCUGUCAGAUCCCAAAGAUUUGCAAUCAAAUGCGAUGCAAAUAUUCGAAAUACUUCUUCAAUACUUGAUCAUCGAAUACGUAGACUACGCCAUAGACUUGGGAAUUCAGUCCGUGCCUAUUGCAGAGAGUAAUACCCAACAACCGGAAAUUUAUUUCUUCGAAACAGUGCAACAAACCAAUAUUAUUAUACAUUUAUUGGAUAAACUGGUCGCGGAUUGCUUGUUUCCUCUAAUCGGAUCAACAGUCAAGCUGGGAGAUUGUUUAUCAAGGAAAAAAAUGAUUUUAGAACAGACUGAAAUGAAACUUGACACCGGUCUUGAUAGGUCUAUUACUGCUGUGGUCGGAUGGGUAAAAGUUUUUCUCCAGGCUGAACAGAAAAGGACUGAUUUCAAACCAGAAACUGAAGGGGAUACCGUUGGUUCAUUGGCUUGUAAAUCGGUGGUACAAUUUAUGAGAAAAUCAAUUAAACUGAUUCAGGAAUGUUUACACGGCAAAAAUGCAGAAAAUGUUCUAAUAGAGUUGGGUGUGCGGUUUCAUCGCGUGAUUUAUGACCAUUUGUUACAAUACUCGUAUAAUUCAGCCGGGGCAUUAUGCGUUAUAUGCGAUGUCAACGAAUAUAGAAAAUGCAUCAAAGAAAUCAACUCCAAUUUAUUGACGACAUUAUUUGAUACGUUGCAUGCGCUCUGUAAUUUACUACUAGUAAAGCCUGAGAAUCUGGAGCAAGUUUGUUGCGGAGAAACAUUAGCUGUAUUGGAACAUUCGGUUUUGAAUAAUUUCAUUCAAUUAAGGAGUGAUUAUAAAUCUCAGAAGUUGGCAUCAUCAUUGAAAGGAUUGAUUUCUUGAUAAGUUAUUGUUGUAAUUUUUACGGUCCGGCGAUAAAUUGAUUCAUUAGCUUUUGUCGUAUGACUGAUGAUUAUCCCAAGGAUUUAUUUAUUUAUCUAUCUAUGUAUUUAUUCAUUUAUAUUGUGAUAUUUAUAAACGUUGAUUUUUAAAUGGUUCAUAUUGAAUGUGUUAUUCGCGUUUACUGCUGUUUUGUUGUAAUGAGAAUCGUAGAAAUUUUAUUACUACAGAAAAAGUUCAUUAGGUUUUAUACAUAAUUUGUAUUGUAAAUAAUUCAUUGAAGUUAAUAAAAAUUUAUAAUUGUUUGAUAAUGUUUAAUUACCUACCUAUGUUAAUCAUUCAUGAAAUGUUAUUUACGAUUAUUGAAUUCUUUUUAAUUUACCAAAAUUAAAAACACGAUUUUUUUUCUACUAUGGUUUUAAAAUGAUAUUUUUUAUUAAAAAAUUCGAAUUAUUA